GUUCGCCCGAGGUUUAUCAGAUGGGCUUCCCAAGUUCGUCAAGUCUGAAGGAGUUCUUGGAUACCAUGAUGAAAUUUGUAUCCUUUGAGACUAUUGUGGAGAUGAUGUACAAGUAUGCCAUCCCAACCCCAAAAGAACAGUGCAGCAAAACUUUGCAGCUUGGGGUGAGCUUUGCUGGCGGAUAUGUGGCUGGUGUAUUCUGUGCUAUCGUCUCACACCUUGCUGACAAUCUGGUGUCUUUCCUCAACAAUGCCAAGGAUGCAACUGUCGGUAAUGUGUGUGAUUUCUUUGCAUAG
This is a messenger RNA of Alnus glutinosa, 296 nucleotides long. RefSeq names its product mitochondrial phosphate carrier protein 3, mitochondrial-like. The transcript is spliced from 2 exons. Gene Ontology annotation, cellular component: mitochondrial inner membrane. The record is from RefSeq and is a predicted model, not a curated record. Gene Ontology annotation, biological process: mitochondrial phosphate ion transmembrane transport. Lineage: Eukaryota; Viridiplantae; Streptophyta; Magnoliopsida; Fagales; Betulaceae. Bases 21 to 296 code for a protein of 91 amino acids. Gene Ontology annotation, molecular function: phosphate transmembrane transporter activity.